AUGAAGGCGAGAGACAUUAAAACGGCACUUCAGAUCACUGAUGACCAGCUCCGACUCAACAACGGGUGGCUCGCUAAGUUCAAGAAGCGAAACGGUAUUUCGUCUAAACGCUUGCAUGGUGAAGCUGAUGCCGUCACUACGGUGCAAGUACGUUCGGCACGCUACUUAUUACAGGAAAUUACAAAGCAGUACAAGCCAGAAUAUAUUUACAAUUUCGACGAGAGUGCACGUUUCUAUCGCUUGGCUCCCAACCAAACGUUAGCUACCAUGGAGAAGAAAGGGAAAAAAACGUGA
Molecule: messenger RNA, 294 nt
Organism: Phytophthora nicotianae INRA-310
Lineage: Eukaryota; Oomycota; Peronosporomycetes; Peronosporales; Peronosporaceae
Exons: 1
Coding region: 1-294 (97 amino acids)
Source: RefSeq, a predicted model, not a curated record